AGUACAGUAACGCCUAUUUAGUCACGUGCCCGAGCGCGACCAAUAGGAACAAGGCAAGGAUUUUAAAUUAGAGCCGCGGUUCGUUUUUGCAUCACAACAAGCUAGCAGGAGACAGCAGACGAUCCAAUGGCAAACAUAAUCUUUGCCGAGCAAGAAAAUGCACGCCUUGAUGUACCGUCACAGAUUAUGCGUCAACGACUUAAAUCUGCUCCAGAGAAACUACUAAAGUCACCCAUGACUGGCAAGAUGAUUACAACGCCACGGCCAUCUGGUCGUAGGGCUUUUGGACUGGUGAACAAAAAGAUUUCAACUCCAUUGGUCAACCCACAAGAGAAGAAACUCUUAAAGCCACAGCAGGAGACUAAAGUGAUGCCAGCUCCUCUCUCUGAAGGGGAGGAAUAUCCAGAAAUAGAGCUGUUUAUCCCUUAUGACCCAUCAGAAUUUGAGCGGUACAGCAAACCUGAAGUCUUGGUUCCUCUUAAUUGCUUGGCUGGAUUGGCAUGUUUUACAUACGACCUUCCCAACCUGGGUGAGGACAAGCUGGAGGAUCUCCCAGUUCCUUCACCUUUGAAGAUCCCACGAUGUUCAGAUAACUUCCCGGAGCUGUCUGCGUUUCUUCAAACAUUGGAGGAAAUCCCUGACCUUCCCUCAGAAUCUGAGUUCUAAUGUAUGUUUAUCGAUGCUUUCUAUUGUUUGAAUAAAAGUUUACUCCUUUCUCA
This is a messenger RNA of Fundulus heteroclitus (mummichog), 719 nucleotides long. RefSeq names its product PTTG1 regulator of sister chromatid separation, securin (gene pttg1). The transcript has 6 exons. NCBI's taxonomy places the organism in Eukaryota, Metazoa, Chordata, Actinopteri, Cyprinodontiformes, Fundulidae. The record is from RefSeq and is a predicted model, not a curated record. Gene Ontology annotation, cellular component: cytoplasm; nucleus. Gene Ontology annotation, biological process: chromosome organization. Bases 127 to 666 code for a protein of 179 amino acids.